This is a messenger RNA of Salvia splendens (bonfire salvia), 1577 nucleotides long. RefSeq names its product fructose-1,6-bisphosphatase, cytosolic. Gene Ontology annotation, biological process: fructose 1,6-bisphosphate metabolic process; gluconeogenesis; sucrose biosynthetic process. Gene Ontology annotation, molecular function: fructose 1,6-bisphosphate 1-phosphatase activity. The transcript is spliced from 12 exons. Gene Ontology annotation, cellular component: cytoplasm; cytosol. The record is from RefSeq and is a predicted model, not a curated record. The coding region runs from base 447 to 1469 and encodes 340 amino acids. Lineage: Eukaryota; Viridiplantae; Streptophyta; Magnoliopsida; Lamiales; Lamiaceae.
UACAAACUGACGUUCUAUCGAUGGAGAUGGAGAAUACAAACAAACAAAUCAUUUAAUUCUUUUUCACAAUAAUCGAAUUCAGAUUCUAUGUUGAUGUAAUUAUCCGGUGACGAUCAAUUGCCACCACGUGUCACCGUUGAUGCUCGCUAAAUUCAUCCAGAUAGCCCUCAAUUUUCCCUCCACAACUACCUCAUCUCAUCCCUAUCCACACACACACACACGCACCCCUGCGUAUUUUCUGUGUCACGUUUCGUUUCCUCGAAUCGCGGUCCAACUAUACCAGCUAAUAUCGUGGGCUAUAGAUACAUUCCAUUUGUAUGUAUAUGUAUAGAUAUGUGUGUUGGAGUGGCGGUUAUUUUAUAGAGUAGAGAGUGGCUUAAUUCGCAGAUUGAGAUAUACAUACACUUUUUUGUACGUAUAGGUUGGUUGUGUGGUGUUGUGUUGCGAUGGAUCACGCGGCGGAUGCUCACCGUACGGAUUUGAUGACCAUAACACGCUAUGUGUUGAACGAGCAGUCCAAGCACCCGGAAUCGCGCGGAGACUUCACCAUCUUGCUUAGUCAUAUUGUUCUCGGUUGCAAAUUCGUUUGCACUGCGGUUAACAAGGCCGGUUUGGCCAAGCUCAUAGGACUUGCCGGAGAGACCAAUGUGCAGGGGGAAGAGCAGAAGAAACUGGAUGUUCUCUCAAAUGAAGUCUUUGUCAAGGCAUUAGUCAGCAGUGGCCGAACUUGCAUCCUUGUCUCCGAAGAGGAUGAAGAGGCCACAUUUGUUGAUCCAGCCCUGCGUGGAAAGUAUUGUGUUGUGUUUGACCCGUUGGAUGGAUCAUCCAACAUCGACUGUGGUGUUUCUAUUGGAACUAUCUUCGGGAUUUAUGCAAUCAAUGACGGAGUUGACCCAAAGAUAGAAGAUGUCUUGCAGCCUGGGAAGAAUAUGGUAGCUGCAGGCUACUGUAUGUAUGGAAGCUCUUGCACGCUUGUUCUUAGUACUGGAAAGGGAGUUAAUGGGUUCACACUCGAUCCAUCUCUUGGUGAAUUCAUAUUGACUCACCCAGAUAUUAAGAUUCCCAAGAAAGGAAAAAUUUAUUCAGUCAAUGAAGGAAAUGCCAAGAAUUGGGAUGCACCAACCGCAAAGUAUGUGGAAAAAUGCAAGUUUCCCCAAGAUGGAUCGCCAGCAAAAUCUCUGCGAUACAUUGGAAGCAUGGUGGCUGAUGUCCACCGCACUUUGCUCUAUGGAGGCAUCUUUUUGUACCCAGCUGAUAAGAAAAGCCCAAAUGGGAAACUACGGGUACUCUACGAAGUCUUCCCUAUGUCGUAUCUGAUGGAACAAGCCGGUGGACAAGCAUUUACGGGGAAACAAAGGGCACUCGACUUGAUUCCUACAAAGAUACACGAGCGUUCACCGAUAUUCCUUGGUAGCUAUGACGACGUUGAGGAGAUCAAAGCGUUGUACGCUGCUGAAGGGCAAAAAUAAAGAAAUUGUAAUUCUACUUUUCAAUUACCCAGUUUGCAGAUAAAACUCUUAUCUGUAGUGAUACAUAAUGCUAUUCUUUAGAAUAUAGUUUCAGUUGGCUCCCCUAUA